AUGGAUUCUCUUCCGGUCCCUCAACAAGACACCGUCAACGAAUUCGUGGCCAUCACAGAUCUCCCUGCAGACGAAGAGCAUCUCGCCAAGGCCAUUGCCCUUUUAACGCAUCACGACUUCAACUUAAACAAUGCGGUGUUGGCGUUCUUCGAGCGAGGUCUAGAUUUACCAACCCCGGCUCCAGAGCAAGAUCCAGCCCCCGAGUUUAUUCAGUCUCUGCAGCCGUUCGCCCUGGGGGUCGAUCGGUUUGAGGGUGCUGCUGUGCACAGAAACUUGCAGAAUGAAUUUGUCAUGAAUCAUCUCUUUCCGAAACUUAUGAAGGCAUCCAGAAUCCCAAACCGGUGGACCGCAGAUAUGGCAGCUUACCGCGCACAACGAGAACUAUCCGAAAAGAAGGAAUUGUCCGAAAAACAAAAUGCUGCCGCUUCGCCGAAGAAAACCCCAGUGUGGUGGUUGGUGUUGCUCAUAAUCCCAAAGACCCUUACAUUGAUCCUAGCUGCCCUACGCUACAUUUUCCGCUUCGAUGGACCCACGUACAAUUCAUUGCCGGCGAAAUUUGAUUACACCAAGUACGACGAAUCUUACGCGCUUGUAGAAGACAUUAAUGAUAACGACAGCUUGGCGCAGUUUGACAUAGCCACCCUGAACUUCAAUGAGAGUCACGAGCAUUGUCAAAAAGAGUAUUCUUUUUUGUUGACAGUCCUUGUCGACAACAAUUCUGUGGAGAUGAUGCGUAUGCUUUUAAAGAACCCGACGUUCCAAGAAUUGUUCAAUAAGACUUCCGGUGAGUUUAAGGAUUGUCGCAUAUACCUAGCCAACGUUGACCAAAGCCCCGAAGCUUUGGAAGUGGCACAAAUGUAUCGUUACCGUAAAUUGCCCUACAUCUUUGCUGCUGCAAACGUGUCCCGAGACCCAGGGGUAAUGUCUUCUAUGUCGCUAAUUUACAAGGCCAAUUGCUAUUUUGGUGAUGAUGAGGAACGCGCCCUUCUUGUGACAAAAGUACUCAAAGCCGUCAAGAGAUCUUUUUCCGAAUACAGUCCACAAUUGGUAUCCAAGAGGUAUGACAAACAGGAGAUGGAGUUUAGUCGCCUUUUGAAAGAGAAGCAAGACGAGGCCUACCUCGAAUCACUUGAGAGUGACAAAAUUAAAAAACAAGAGAAGGAAUUGAAAAAAGAAGCCGAGGCCUGUAAAGCGGAGCUCGCGAGCAGGAAAUUGGCUUAUCUUAAGCAUCUUAUACAAUGCGAGCAUUUCGCAGAGAAGGCAGCAGAAGCCACUGCCUCCAACUCUGUGCGGGUGGCCAUAAAAUUGCCCGACGGCAAGAGAAUCAUUCAGAAAUUCCUGAAAGAUUCCAGUAUAUGUGAAGUUUAUUUAUUUGCAGAAUUGCAAAUGCUCGAAGGUGAGCUUGAGGCAGAGGCCCGGGAAAUUGACUACGAGGAUUACAUGAAUAACAUUUCAUUUUCAUUCCAGUUGUUUCGGCCUGUCCCUAAGUGCAUCCUUCCUAUUUCUUCGACAAGCAUAGAGGAGUUUGGAGAGCUUAAGUCUGGAGACACUGUUCUCUUGGAGUUCAAUGACGAAAGCGAUACCGAGUAA
Molecule: messenger RNA, 1590 nt
Organism: Australozyma saopauloensis
Lineage: Eukaryota; Fungi; Ascomycota; Pichiomycetes; Serinales; Metschnikowiaceae
Exons: 1
Coding region: 1-1590 (529 amino acids)
Cellular component (GO): endoplasmic reticulum
Molecular function (GO): ubiquitin binding
Source: RefSeq, a predicted model, not a curated record